AUUUACCUUGCUGAUUUUAUAGCGAAGCGCUGCCGAAGUGAAACGAGAUCAUCUCGCCGUUCGAGUUCGCGGUAUUUCAGAAACUUUUCCAAGUGUUUUACUUCGGUCAUUGAAAGAUCAGGUAAUUCUUGAAGCUCGACUUCUGAUUUCGGAAUUUAAUAUAAGUGAUUUUGGAUCUACAAGUCCAGUAGAGAACGUUAGGGGUAGGUGUGGGAUCAAAGUAGGAAGUUAACUGUUCUCAUCCAACUUGUAGUGAGUCCCGAAAGAUGUCGUCAGAAGAGACACUAAGUGUUGGAGGUAGCGAGGGGGAGCAAGGACUGAGCUUGACCAACGAGAAUGAGGUGGAGAGCUCAAGGAGCGAGAGGAGUGGGGGGAUUGGAGGUGAGAUGAUAGAGGUGGGGAUUCCUUCUAACAUAUUAGAGGUAGAUCCGGAUAGGGCCAAGUUCUAUAAUGAGGAGGACGAGGUGGUGGAAGAGGUGGCGGGGUACGAGAGUAUGUGGAAGAGUAGGAGUGACCUCGCCCACCUAGUAGAACAGUAUGCCAUUCCGGGGCAUGUUCUACUUAGGCCGGCUAGGGAGAGGGAAAAGGGCGUGCUCGGCUCCAAGGGAUCAUUGGAUGCCGGUAGGAGGAGGAAGCUGUUCAGUGCAGGUCCUUCAUCUAUAAAGGGGUGGAAGGAUAAGUUUUUCUUCGUGGAUGACACGAAGUGGGAGAAGUCGGAGGUGGAGGUAACGGAGCUCAGCAGGUGGAAGAGGAAGAGGUCGAAUCCGAAUCAGUAUUCAUUGAGCUCGGGAGAGCAGGAGGAGGUGGAGAGGUUGGAGAGGAGAGGUGGGGACGUAAUGGACAUCAUGCAUUUCAGCAGUCCAGCAAUGUUAGAGGCGGCAGAAAUCUAUGGGCCGAGCUCUAUGACUGGAGAAAAGAUGAACCGGCUGAUGUCCAAGAGGAAGACGGUAGCACUGCCGGAGAAGAGGUCGAAAACUCCGGCCGCACCCUCAGUGGGGGAGAGGGUGCUUGGUGGGACUUCGAGGUCUCGCCCGGAGGGGAGCGCCCGAGCUGAGGUGGGCCCUAGCUCAGAUCAGGGGAGGAAGAGGGCUGAGAAGGCUGCAACCCAGAAGAGGAAGAGGGUGAAGGAGGUGCAGCAUCCCCAAACCGAUGCGCUGAUUGAGUUCGUACCUCGACCUUCGCCGGUGCAGAUUGACCCUGCUCUACGCGAAGUGGGGAUGGUGGGGCAUGGGAAGGGGAAGGAGUCCUCUAUUCCUAGGCAGAAGUCAAGCUUUUACGAAAGUACAAGCAAGACGGCUGCCAAGCGCUUCAUCAGGUCCACUUUUCCUGAGGUUGAUCUCAAUAGAGCCCGGCAUAAGGUCGAGGAGCAUGGGGGCUCAGGAGUAGUGCGCCAUGCGCUCGAGACGGUGAAUCUCAUCAAUGCCUUGGCGGCUGAGUACUACGACUGCCUCAAGGAGAGGAAUAACCUCGUCGACAAAUAUGACGAGCUCAACUUGCAGAAGCAGUCGGCUGAGCAGAACUUUAAUGACCUGACUUCGGAGCUCGAGAAAGUCAGGGAGGAGUUGGUUUCUGCCAAGGCAGCCAUCGAUGCUAAGGUGGAGAAGAGGAGAAGAGCCGAGGAAGAGCUGGCUAAGGCGCAAGGGGAAUUGGCUGAGGUGCAGAAGAGAACCGAGAUGGAGGUGCAUAACUCGGUUGAGAAGCAUGUCUCUGAGUUUGUCAAUUCGGAGACGUUUUCAGAGAUUGUGGACCUCUUCCUCAUGCCUACACUGGUGAUGGCAUUCAAAGACUGCCGGAAGAAGGUGAAGGCCCAGAAUCCUGAGGUCGAUGUGACGAAAGUCACUUUCGGACCAGAGGAGGCUGCAGUGGAAGAGGAUGGGGAGAGCAGAACAGCUGAGUUCCGGCCGGACAUAACUCUUAGCUGGAAGCGGGACGAGGCUGGAAGAACUGUGCUCCCCCCACGUCUCGAGUACGAGUUCGUCGCCAUGGACGAAGAGACCGAGGCUCCUGCAACUGCCGAGGUCGGAGAGAAUGCGGCUGAACAAGAGGUGGAUCAGCAGCGUGUGGUGAUCGACUGACUUCGGCCUAUUCCCCUCUUUUCUCUCUCUUUUUUUUUUGUGUAAUGAUAAUAUACUGUUUUUAGCACA
This is a messenger RNA of Rubroshorea leprosula, 2144 nucleotides long. The record is from the annotation of a GenBank genome assembly. Lineage: Eukaryota; Viridiplantae; Streptophyta; Magnoliopsida; Malvales; Dipterocarpaceae.